Messenger RNA from Pocillopora damicornis (cauliflower coral), 6442 nucleotides. RefSeq lists its product as uncharacterized. The record is from RefSeq and is a predicted model, not a curated record. NCBI's taxonomy places the organism in Eukaryota, Metazoa, Cnidaria, Anthozoa, Scleractinia, Pocilloporidae. Gene Ontology annotation, cellular component: cytoskeleton. Gene Ontology annotation, molecular function: protein binding.
AUCACGAUCGUGUAAUGAAAAUUGCGCCUGUAAAUCGGCGAAAUGACUCUAGUUUUGCAUUGAAGACUAAAAAAUUGAUCAAUGUUUCCAGAUACUAUAGUAUUUGGUAGUUCGGUUAGCGGUCAUGAAAAUAGCUCGUAGGGGUCCGUGUCCUGUUUGGUUGUUAUUGUCCAAUGGCCGUUAGUAAUGAAUCAGCGAACAGCGACAAGGCUUCGCCGUCGCUGCUUUUAUACGGCAAACAAUUGUCUCCAGAAUGGAAAGCGAUUUCGACAACGGGUCAAAGGAUAUAUUUUGUCAAUCAGCGCACUCGAUCAUCGCACUGGUUUCCACCACCAGAAUUUUGGACGAGUAAACUUGGCCUUCCCUACGGUUGGGAAGCGGCUCUGGAUGACCACGACAGGAAAUACUAUAUAAAGGUUUGGUUUUGUUGCUGGGAGUGAAAAGCCCGUCGUUAUACGCUCCGUUAUAGCAAAUGGCCCAUCCCACGACAAGCUUUUUGCCAAUGAUCAGAUUCUGAAGGUGAAUGAGAAAGACGUCAGAUCCGCUGCUCAAGCUGAUGUUAUCAGUCUUAUAAAAAGUGCGACUGAUCGCAUUGAAAUCGAAGUGGUGGCGAGUGAAGAUGUACAGGAUACCAAAAACCAGCACAAUCGAAAGUCCUCACUCAUGAGUCGAACUACAAGAGAACGCCGUCGGUCAACUCCAGUCUCCGUACGUUUUGCGGAUGAGCCCGCGUUGGUGCAGGUCAUUGGUCCGAUGGAGCCAAUUCGAAGGUCUUCAGUGCCACUCAUCCCGAAUGUGCUGAAAGUCUUCUUAGAAAAUGGCCAGACACGUUCCUUCCGUUACGACUCCGAUACAACUGUCGAGGAAAUAUUUAGCUCAUUUAGCUCAAAGCUCGAUAUAAAGUCAAUGGAACACUUCAGUUUGAUUCUCAGUGGCCCCAAGAAAGGACAAGUUUCGUACAUACAAAAUUACGAGAAGAUCUCAGAGAUUUAUACUAAUCGCAACUGCAGCAGUGUCAACUGCAUAUGCAAGCUUGUCAUCGCAUUUGUUCCUAAAGAUAACGACGAACUACAGUCAGAAGAUCCAAACACCUUUGAAUAUCUUUAUGCCCAGGUAAGCAACAGAGUUGUAGAGGGUUUCUACGGCUUGGAUCUGAAAUACGACACGGCCAUAAAACUGGCGGCGCUGCAAAUCCAACAGAAAGCAAUGGAAGCUGCCGCAGGAAGACCGAUGAAAAUCUCCGUUCGUCAGGUGGAAAAAGAAUUCGGUGGACUUGAGAAGUUCGUUGCGUCAGAUUUGUUAAACAACAUGAAGGAAAAAGAAUUGCGAAAAACUCUUGAUCAGCAGAUCAAGCAGAACGAGACCCUUGCCUCACCAGGAGAGAGAUAUAUGAGCUCGCUGCAGUGCAAAUUGCAUUAUCUCAACCUCGCGGUUGAAAUGUUUUCCUAUGGCGGGAGAUACUUUGAUGCUAAGCUCCUUGAUAAAGAGAACGGUGGACCCAGUCUAAAAAAGGCCAAAAAGCAACAUAUCACCGUUCUGAUCAACUUGAAGUAUGGAGUAAGUCAAGUCCUCAGAGGAAAAGUAAAUGUGUUGUGUCAGCUGGCUGAACUUCAAGAGAUAACAGGAUUCUCAAUUCGCCGUGAAGAAGACAACAAGCGGUUAUUACAGAUCAAGCUACAAGAGGGAAAGAAAUUACAACUGAUCUGUACCACCUUGGACUGCUUGGAUAUGAUUGCACUAAUCACUGGUUACUACAAGGUGUAUGUCGACAAUACGAGUAACACACCGUUACCAGUAGAGAACGAAGAGACUUGGCCUUUCAGUUUCCGAAAGAGCUCCCCUCGUAAAGAUGCGCCAGACUACUACUCAAGACAUCGAGUUGUCCCUGACGUGUGGUCUUAUCCUUCCCGCUUUCAAAUCUCAAGUGCCAUCAAAAAACCACAACUAGAAAAUUCUAAGCCUUUUACUGAGCACAAAGACGUUUUCAUUGACUUUUCAAGCGCCCCGCCUAGAUAUAAAGUUAAUGAAACUGCCAUUUCAGAAGAAUCCGAACCGGAGGACAUUAUGGUAUCGGAGAGUACAAGUCAGCGACAAAACGGUGAAAUAGACAUUGACCAUGGACAAGAAUCACCCCAGCACGAUUCUAUAAAAACGGAGAGUGUAAAUAGUAGUGAAGAAGAUCUCAUUGAUAUACACGAGGAUGACAGUGCAGGUCUAGUUCUGUUUGAUAAAGAUCACGAACUCUUGGAACCCGCUUCUUCUAUUUUGAAAUGUGCGCCGGAUGAGGAAAGUUUUGGUGCUCUAGUAACUGAUGCAGGUAGCAAAGCCUUUGAAACGGUUUCAAUAGAUCGCAGUGAUAGUUCCGACAAAUUGCAUCAUAGUCAGAUGAAUAACUCUACUCACGAUGAAAGAUUGUUUAUAGACGUUGAAGAGGGACAUGAGGAGAUUUCGUCUGACACUGAGGACGACAAAGCUGACGAAAAUGAGCUAGGUCCUUACCUUGAGUCUAGUGAGCGCAGUCUUUGUCACACAGACAUUAACCAAAACGUUCUUUGUGAUUACUCCUCUACAAAAAUGCCCUCGCUAGCAAACGACAGUAACAUUGCAAGGUCUGCUUUUUCAGAGCCCGACCCUUCUAUUGCUACAGAUCCCCUACGUGACCGAAGGCAAUCACCUUCAAAGGCCUUGGACUUCGACGAAAGUAAGUUCGACAAUACAGGAAUUGAUGUGGUAGAUUUCCAUGACAAAAAGACCUCUCAGGAGUCUGUUGAGCAAGGAUGUGCAUUAUCUUUACGACUGAAUGACUUGGAUAGUUAUGAAAAUGAACGUGGCGACGGUUACGAGAGGGAAGUACAAUCUAUAGAAAGCGUUCAGAGACUUGACGAGCUAGAAUUGAAGACUGGUUUAAGUUUGAAUAGCUACGAAUUCGCAGCUGGUAACGAAGACGAUCUAUUGGAUAGCAUAGACAGUCAUCAUAUCAGUUUGGAUUUUUCUGAGGAAAGCGAGGCAGAAACAGUUUCAACAACGUCAGAUGACGGUGAAUCUCUGUGGUCCUUAUUUCCACAAUACUUUCGGCCGAGUGGACACUUGAUGCACUCGAGUAAUAAUAGUGUGGAUUUCUCUUUGGCUGAAGAAGAUCAGUAUGAAAACGGUGAAAAUUCUGAAACCGAACGAGGAGUAGCACUGCUGAGCGUCAAGGUGCUAAGUGCGAGAGAUGAGAGUUCUCCGAACAUCGGUUCAAGGGAUAAUGAAACUAUCUCUCUCGAUAACUGCGACGAAUUGUCAACAGCCUCUUCUGAGAGUCUCGAAGAAACCUAUGAAGUAAAUGCCGAAAUACACUCCGAAAGCGAAGAAGUUAGUGAGGACAGCGGUUAUGUCAAUUCCAAAGAGAACGGUAAGAGUAGCCGGGGAGAAAUUCAUAACAAAGUUGAGGAAACUUCGUCUUCUUCUCCAAACAUUUCGAGGCAUGCGUGCCGAACGAAUAUCUGCGAGAUUUCUCCUGCCAAUUUUUGCAAUGAUGCAUUGUUGGUUGCUGAGACGAGGUAUACGUUGGAUUGCGACCAAUACACUGAAGAACAAUUUCUUGAGAAUUUCAAGUCCACCGAAAUGUUAAAAGGAAGCGAAGUUCCCAGCCACUUAAGUGAUGCGUUGGUUAAACAUACUAUUGUGGGAAAUGCAGAAAUUCUCUCGAACGAAAGUUUCUCACCUAAGAACUUGGACGAUAGGGGAACUUUUGUAGAUAGGAGCUACUCUCCUUCCGACUGGAUAAUUCCAUCUCCACCCACUCCAACGCCUGAGCUCCAGGAUACUGAUAUCCCCAUUGUUUCACCCCCUCCUCUUUCCACAACGCCAGACGGAGGUCGACUAGAUGAGGAGCUGAUGUGCCUAAUUGUCCCUCUCCCUCCCACUUCGGUCGAUAUUUUGCCGAAUAUUUCGGGAAUCAAGAUUGCGUCUCCCCCACCUUUGGACUUUAGUGACAGUGAGUUGGAGCGUUUGAUGGAUGAUUAUGAUGACGUAAAAUUUCUUUCUCUAACUGAUGACCACAAACUCGCCAAGACCAACGGUUUGGUGUCAAUUGAAAACUACGAUACUAAUUUCACUGAGGACAAGAAGCUUCAGGUAAAAAAGGUCGCAGCUGAUCUUCCAAUGACUCAGAAAGAAUCACCCGCCCUUUUGAGCAGAAAGGAAAGUAUUCAUAGUCCGGCAGAAAACCUUUCCAAAUCAAAUCAAUCUCGCGCCAAGAACUUUCCUUCAACUUUCACGUCUCAUAUAUUCGAGUCACAUGUUUCACCUGAUCCGCCCUCUGCCUGUGUUCCGUCGACCUUCUUUGAUUUGAAUACCGGAUUAAAAUGUGAUAAAGAUAGUCAAAAGCAGGACGAUGUUCUCGACAAGGGCAUCGUGAAAGGUUCGGGAAAUCUUGACAUUUCCAUGAGAAACGAUAAAAGCAUAAAAACGGAACUUGGGGCGAGCCCCGCUUCCGAUCAAAGUACUCAGAAAAUUAUCGAGCAAUGCAGAAGAUUUCCCUCAAAGCAAAAGCCUCCGGUUCCUCCUAAACCUCGAAUCUUCCGGUCCUGGUCAGUUUCGGGUGAAAAAACAGUCAGUUUACCCAAAAAUCCAACUGACGGGAAAGCUACGUGUAAGUUAUCAACCACUGGCGCUCGGUAUCCAGGAAAUGGACGUUUGGGAUCCAUAGCCAAUUUAUCUCCAGUUAAGAGUUCUAACAUGCCAGAGGUAACGUCUACGAAAAACAUUGAUCAUUCUUUACGCCAAGUGCUUCUGAGUUGUAACCAAACAAUCAUGGUGCAUUCGCAACAGAAAUCUUCUCCUCCAACAUCAAUCGGUCAAAAAGACGAUCCAAGCAGGACUGAGAUCAACCUCCGACGUGAAAAGCUUAUUUCGAAGAAGAGUUUGUCAUUUACUUUCACAUCGCCAUAUGUGCCUGCACCGUACUCAACGUCACGGAUGCAAAAUUUAACUUUGACAACGUCUCCAGCGGAGAGGCUGCAUGGACUGACACGUUGCAAAGACAACAACAACUUUUGUGCGGGAAAUUCUUCUGGAGCAUCAGAAAGAAACUGUGUAAAUGCAGUACACUUUCAGGGGCCGAUUGUGAAGCCAGCAUCGCCUCUACACAAAUCUUGUAGAAAUUCAAGACACCCUAGCAGAAAUCUAUCUGGAGAUGACCCAGAAAGCACAUUCGUAAAGCAAAGAAACGAAAGCUCAGACCAGCACCAAGCAGACCCUGAGCAUCAUGAAGAAAAGUGCAACAGUACGUUCAGCCCAUCUCCUCUCCCUGAUAGUCCCCCACCACCAUUACCGAAGUCUUCUCCCCCUGCCACAAUUCCCUCGUUCGAUCUCGAAGAUUUUGACAAUGACGAACCCUUAAUCGAGACAUUUUGCGAUGACGCUCUGAACUAUAGCGUUGAAUCAAACACCAGUCCGGAUCUUACAUCUCUCAAUAAAGACUUGAAAUUUAAGCUCUCUUCCGACUCAGUAGAAAAAUCAAGGUCAGGCUACUUUGAGCGACGAGAUGGUGAAAGUGCGUUAUCUGCAUCGUUAACUUCAUCUUCACUUUGUCGAGAACGACGUUCCCUGAGUGAAGAUUGGUCUGCUCACAGUAAUUCUUUCUUUUUAAACGGUCGAACGAAACGACGCAGCGUUGCUUUCGAGGAGAGUUCUCAAUUGGAUGACGAUGUGGCCAAAGAUUCCUCUCACAAAUUGGAAGAAUUUCAAAUAAAAGCUUUUCGAGCGAAGAGUUACCAUGUUUGCGAGGAAGGCCUCUCGAAGGUGAACUUUUUAAUGAAUAGGUUGGAGUUGUGUUUGAAAAAAACUGCAUUGAAUGCACAAACGAACGGCGAAAACAGAACCUGGCUGUUGAACUUUCAAAAUAAUGCGAGAUUCUUAGCAUGCGAUGUCAAGGUUAUUUCAUCGAGUAUCAAACGUGGAAGCCCUCAAGUAGUGUCAGCCGUUAAAACAUCUUUAGAUUCUCUUGAAAAGGUGGUUGAGUCAUGUGAGAAUACUUACUCGAUUCUAAACGAUACAUGCGAUCAGAAUGGCCGCCAUAUCAUUGCCAUGGUCAAAGAAGUGGUGGAACAAUAUCGUGACAUUUUGUGCACUGUCAAAGCUACCUCAUUUCAACAACCCGAUAACCCGGAUGUAGAAGUUCUGGUCAUAAAGACCAAUGCCCUUACAACAUUGAUUGAUUCAGUGAUUCGAGCUCUGAGAAGGCAUUAGUUCCAGGUUAAUCAGUUUUUUAGGGCAUCAAACAUAAUAAGGAGAAAUUCCUUCUUUUACAUAAUAAUUUUUAUGAAAUGGAUUCGCCGUAAUUGUAUGAUUAGUGGUGAUAAAACGAUUCCAGUUUCGAUGUGCAUGGCGAUACUCUGUUACCAGACAACGCCAUCGGUUGAUAAGCAUGAUAAUGCCGUUAUACCAAGAAACGUUA